Phanerochaete carnosa HHB-10118-sp is the source of this 3117-nucleotide messenger RNA. RefSeq lists its product as uncharacterized. The record is from RefSeq and is a predicted model, not a curated record. Gene Ontology annotation, molecular function: protein binding. Gene Ontology annotation, cellular component: CAF-1 complex; nucleus. Gene Ontology annotation, biological process: nucleosome assembly; DNA replication-dependent chromatin assembly. The transcript is spliced from 7 exons. NCBI's taxonomy places the organism in Eukaryota, Fungi, Basidiomycota, Agaricomycetes, Polyporales, Phanerochaetaceae. Bases 79 to 2403 code for a protein of 774 amino acids.
GGUCAGCCGCUGUUGUCGAGGAACCUAACUCUGUUUCUCCCCUCACCGGAUGAUCUCUUUCUGUAACGUUAAGCAACGAUGACAAUGCGUGUAAAAACACUCGAAAUCCGCUGGCAUGACAGUAAACCCAUAUCGACAUGUGACUUCCAGCCUAUGCCAUUCAAGAAGGCGCGACCGGCCCAGGACAAGAACUUCGCGAGCCAGACGUACAAGCUGGCCACGGGAGGGGAGGACAACCAUGUCAGACUGUGGACGGUCCACCCCAACAUCCUCCCGCCAUCCGUAAGAGAGGACGCGGGGGCGGAGGCGGUCUCACCGAGGCCACCCCGAGUCGAAUAUCUGGCGACCCUCGCCAGGCACUCGGCAGCCGUGAACGUCGUGCGUUGGAGCCCAAAUGGCGAACUUAUCGCGUCCGCCGGCGAUGAUGGCAUGAUCAUCAUCUGGGCCCCUACGACGAGCCCGCAUGCAGCUGCGUACGGCAGCGAUCUCACUCAGGAAGACUUGCAGUACGAGAAGGAACACUGGAAGCCGCGGACCACCUUCCGAUGUACUACUAUGCAAGUGUAUGAUCUCGCGUGGAGCCCAACUGGCGAGUACAUUAUCGCUGGGAGCACCGAUAACUGCGCAAGAAUCUUUGCAGUCAACGAUGGCAAGUGCGUGCACGAGAUCGCGGAACAUAACCACUACGUUCAGGGUGUCGCCUGGGAUCCUCUCAACGAGUAUAUCGCGACACAGAGCAGCGACCGAUCCAUGCACAUCUACAGCAUCUCAUACAAACAAGGUGUUCUUGAAGUGCACGCGAUAGGCAAAAACACGAAGAUGAUGCAUCGCCAUAGUCACAGUCACAGUCGCACCCCGAGCAGACCGAGUCUCUACAGACGGGAAUCUACCACCAGUGAGGCCGAGUCGAAUUCAGGGGUGGCAGAGCCUCUGAAAGAAGACAAUACUCCGUCUUCCUCUCAGGCACCUGCCCUAUUGACACCUGUACCCUCUGUUCCGAGUACUCCGUCCACAUCCAUGUUUCCCCCGCCCCCCGUCGAGCGACCGUCUUCUAGGCGCUCAUCACUCAGCAGCUCGAAUGCACCAGGGUCGCCGGCAACGUAUACCCGAUACGCACGCUCGCCGUCGCCGAUGCCCGCACUCCCCGCCAUACGCAUGCCUCCUACCCCUUCUGCAACGUGGCACUCUGUGAAGCUGUACGGCGACGAGAGCUACACGAACUUCUUCCGGCGCUUGACGUUCAGCCCCGACGGUGGACUUCUUCUCACACCCGCUGGUCAGUUCGAAGAUCCAUCCGUGACACCAAUUUCGUCAAAGAGCGGCGACGAGCAGCGUGGGCGGAAGGGUCACCCAUCUAGUGACGUUCCCUCCCAGGCCUCGUCCUCGUCCGUGUACAUCUAUUCGCGGGCCAACUUCGCACGACCUCCGACUGCCCGGCUACCCGGUCACAAGAAGGCGAGCGUCGCUGUCAAGUUUUCGCCUAUUCUCUACGAGCUGCGCGCAGGUGUCAGCGAAGGGGAGCUGUCGUCGCUGGAACCAAAGACGAUCACUGUGGAAAGGGGCGUCGAUAAGGCUGUUGACGUCGAUAUCGCGGAUCCCAAGCCUCCACCGUCGCAAACCCCAGAGACGACAACUAACUCUCCCGUCAAGCAAAUUGCGAAUAUGUCCCCGAUCAUAGCUCCGUCACCGCGGAUUGCCAUCCCUCCGACGCCGCAAAGCGCGACAAUGCCUUCGCCCGCUCUUUCUGCUACUGACUCCUUGCGUCCCCCCACUCCGGCAGCGUCCAAGCCUGCAACGCCUGCCAUCACUCCAAACGCACAAGGGACAGCAUCCGUCUUUGCUCUGCCUUAUCGCAUGCUUUACGCUAUUGCGACAAUGGAUACAAUCACGAUUCACGACACGCAGCAAGCUGGGCCUGUCUGUCUCCUCACUAAGCUGCAUUAUGACGAAUUCACUGACAUGUCAUGGUCCCCGGACGGCCAAUGCCUGAUCCUCUCCUCGCGAGAUGGCUACUGCACUCUCGUCGUCUUCGACGAGAUCCUCUCGACGCACCACACGCAGCAGCAGACGCUACAAUUACAGUCCAUCGCGCACCACCACUCGGUGCCGCUCACGAGCUCGACAAUGGCGACACCGCUCUCGACACCCUCGUCCUCUGUCGUCGCGCUCCCGAGUAUGUCUCCCAUCGUACAGCCCGUUGUGCCCCUCAAGCGCGCAGCCGAGCCGCCGCUGACGCCUGCCGCGAGCGUCGACGAGAAUAUACCAUCAUUGCCCGGCAUGUCCGAGGCUCACCACAACCCCGUGCCGCCCAGCGCGUCGUCUGCCGACACUACAGCUGCCCAGGAGCCGCCCAAGAAGAAGCGACGCGCAGCACUCACGCGUGUCGGCGACCUCCCAUCGUGAUCUACGCAUUGCACGGUCGACGCAUUGCUCCGUGCUGGUCGUCUCGUCUUUUGACUUGACUAUGACUUACGUGAUCUCCUACUUUUCCGCUCUGCUUUUGUGACGUCCCCUCCCUACCUUGUAACAUACCGGCCCAGUUGCACUAAUGCACAUCCUUGCCGAUGUCCCUUGCCCUCUGUAUCUUUGCGCUCGAUACUAUGGCUCUCCGAUAGUCUGCGCUGCUAUAAGUUGUACCCACCGUUUUAAAGUAUUCCCUACUGAUGUACCUUUGUUUAAGCCAGAGACAGUAAAAAAUACGUGCUGAAAACAUACUAUCUGGAGCUCCAUUGCCUCAAAGCUUUGGGUCUGUCGCCACGAUUCAUUCCCCGGACAAAUACCUCUUAACUGCCUCCCAAGAAGUGACGGUUUCUCUUUAUUAGAUGACAUGUGCCAAGUAAUGGACGAAAUAUUUUCGACACUCCGGCCAAAGCUCGCUUGCUAGUUAUGGAGAGACGGACAGGGCUACAGAAAAUCUCCAUUGAACCAAUACAUAGUGAGUCUCCUGGUCCCCUGUGUUGCCUGUCUGUGUCCUCAGGUGCUUUUCAGGGUACUCAGACAGAUGAAAAUAGGUUUGGGACAUGGUGCCUAGCGUUGAGACAUAUUUAAAAAAAAUGAUGAUAAUACUCUCUGCGAUCUGAAUGGGCACGAAUGAGAAGCCGUCUACAGCAAGCUGGA